GACUUCGCAUUCAGUUGAAGUUAGAGGAAGUUUUUAGUUGUGGUUUUAUUUUCGUCUAAAAUGCGACCCACGGCGACUAAUUACAUUGUUUUGAUCAUAGUCCUCAUUCCUUACGUUCUUUGUGCUAACCAAAGUCCUGCUUCUGCGGUGGAUGAUGACACUUUGCGAGCAGCCCGAGAGUUGGUUAAUAAUUUUCUCAAUAACACAGCAAAUGGAUUCGCUCCAGGUCUUGUGAUUGGUGUAUCAGUCAAAGGUGAACAAAAAUGGGUUGAAGGAUUCGGACUGGCAAAUGUUGAGAACAAUGUGGCAAUGACGAAGGAUGCAGUGAUGCAAAUCGGUUCGAUUGGUAAAUCGUUUACAUUUGCUUUAGCAUCACGACUGAUGUACGAAGGAAAACUGAACUUCGACGUAUCGAUCAGAGAAUAUCUUUCUCACGAAGAAUUUCCGGAUAGAAUGUGGAACGGAACUGUCGCGAACAUCACUUUGAGACACAUUUUUCAGAUGACCUCAGGCUUUCCCGAAGGACCGUCUGACUCUGACAUAGGGUUUUGCUUGCGAUGUGAGAAUUCGACAGGACGUAUGGUCUUUUUGCGAGACAGAUUUCAAGAUCUUGACUUUGAGCCUGGCACCAAUUUUACAUAUGCCAACUUCGGCACCGAAUUGGCUGGAGCAAUCAUCGAAAAGAUCCUCGAAAAUAGAACGUUCAGUGUCGCAUACAUGGAUAUGGUGAGAAAUGUUUUAAAACUGAACCACACCGCCAUUAUCAACACGACGUUGAUCACGCCCAAUCUCGCUUCCUUUUACACGACAGACAUGGAACAUCUCUACAACAGUGGCAUGUGGGGCGACAUCUUCGUAAACGAUUUUCCUGCAGCGGGAGGCGUUACGUCAACCAUUUCAGAUGUGUUAACCUACGGUCAGAUAUGGCUGGAUGCCUAUUACGGACGAAGUGAACAUUUCGUCAAGCAAUCGACCGUUAAAGAGGCAUGGAUUCCAACUGAUGUGAGCAGAGACAUUCUACCCUACGGAUUGGCUUGGAUAAUUUAUAACGUGACGGGUAAUAGACCAAGUGGUAAUCAAUUAGUUUGGCAUAGCGGCGGUACACUGGGAUGUCGAUCGAUGCUUGCAAUAUAUCCAGAAUCAGAAAUAAUUGUCGCUGCAUCAGUGAAUUUGGCUGAAAGUCCCAUUGAUGAGUUUAUAAUUGAAGGUAGUAUUGCGGAUUUAUUCGCCAAUGCGACACAAGUGCAACAAGUAUAGGAAAUCAACGAAAGGGAAAGGAACAGCAGACAAUUGACAACAACUUUUACGUAAUUUUAUUUAUGUGCAACAGCUACAACAUGAGUGCAGUAAAUUUCUUAUU
Molecule: messenger RNA, 1360 nt
Organism: Bradysia coprophila
Lineage: Eukaryota; Metazoa; Arthropoda; Insecta; Diptera; Sciaridae
Product: serine beta-lactamase-like protein LACTB, mitochondrial
Biological process (GO): regulation of lipid metabolic process; proteolysis
Cellular component (GO): mitochondrion
Molecular function (GO): peptidase activity
Source: RefSeq, a predicted model, not a curated record